Molecule: messenger RNA, 7038 nt
Organism: Giardia duodenalis
Lineage: Eukaryota; Fornicata; Diplomonadida; Hexamitidae
Exons: 1
Coding region: 1-7038 (2345 amino acids)
Source: RefSeq, a predicted model, not a curated record
AUGGAGAUAUGCGUUCAGUUGCAUUCCAUCUCACAGCUGCCAGAUCUGAGGAUUGGCGGAACUCCAAAGUAUCUUCUUGCUACUCACUACGGUGGUAAAGAUUCCCUGCUCUUGCCCUCGAUCUUGGCUCCCUCAACACUUAAGCCCAUACCAAAGAGGGAUGUAGAUGCUCACGACAAUGAAUGCCCCUGUCUUUCCUUUUCCAAUGAUUCGAGCGUUCGCAUGUCGUUUUCUCCGGAGGAAAUCUUGGAUGGAAUGGGGCUCCAUGCAAAGAUAGACUCCAUCAAGUCUCCUAUGAACAUCCAUCCUGCCACAAUUGACACUAUUUGUACUAGGCUGAUUAACAUGCAUCUCGGACUUGACCUGCUGGUGCUUGUUCCAGCAUCAAGUGUCUCGUUAUUAGCCCCCAAAAAGGCCGCCCCUAGCAGCAAAGGCCAACCAGCAGAAGAGGUAGAUCUUCUAUGCAUUCCGAUUUCCCAUGCGCGCAUUGAUACGUCAGAGCACAUUAUCAAAGCAUUGUCAACUGCGGGUGGGCUUUCUUUCCUUCACUCGACCACAUUUGUCCUGAAAAAUAGCCUUUUGGGAUUGUUUGGAGAUGUGCUCAUUGGAGACUCUGAUACAGCUGGAGACUUCAUGAUAGAUGCAUGUAUUUCGGUAACUGUAACCAUGUCUGAUUUUAUUCUGAGAAAGAUGUUAAGUAACACAGCAUCCACGGGUGUUGUGGACACCAAAUCCAGAGAUGUCACCAUAGGUACCUUCCAGUUCCACGCUAUUAACUUUCACGGUCUUUACAAUAUUCCCGGUGCAAAUUGGACCAUGGAAUUUACCAUACCAGUUGAAACUGAUGAUGACGGAACAGUGCGGUCGGCGAUCUAUUGCACUUGUGGAGGAGGUAGAGUUAAGCAAGCUCCUCUAGCCUCCUUGGCUCAACCAGCAGCCCAGGCCACAAAGAAAGACCAAUCAGACCUCACGUCAGAACAAGCACUUGAGAAAUUUGAAAGGCUUGCUGCUGGUGUUACGGCCUACAUGCCUGUUAGUACUGAUUUAUCGCUGUCAAAAUCGAACUUUUCUGGAGCCUUUUCCACUGGCCGUACAGACAUAGCAAGCAGACACACAGCGUCCUCACACGGUGUACUCAGGGAUCGGGGAAAGGGCCUUGCUUAUCGCCUCACUAUGGACCUGCAAGAGUACCUUUUAGUUCGCGAUGUCGCUGGCUCAACUGACACGGCUGCACAGUUGACCUUCCCAGAUCACACGGCUAUGAGGCAGCACGAAAGCUUGGUAGAGUAUGCGCUCUAUGUGGAGGAAAUUCUGAACAAUUACUCAGCAUCCAUCUCAAGAAGAAUAGAGGAAUAUGUGGCUUCUCAUUCAAGCACCAUAAGUAUAGACGAUACUAGAGCCCCUCGGCCUCAAAGUAAGGGUGCAAGCUCCAGUAGAGAUGCAGCAGGUAGUAGUACUCGUUCUCAGGGAGCAUCCGUCCGGUUUGUGGCAGAGAUCUUCGAACCCUUCUUGUUAGGAGCUCGAAAUCUUCUAAUGAGUAGAACUGUCUUGAUCUGCAUGAACAACAGGACACGUUCUCUACUAAAGCAGAGCCAUUCUGGAAAAAAAUCCAACGAAUUUAUGCUCCAAAUCCUCUUGCGUCCUUCUUACUCCUUGCAGGCAAAGUAUCUCCUUGCCAGUAAGGCAAUUUUAUCUGAAAAGAAGCCGCCAACUGCUCCCCUAGUCCCAAUAGCAAAUACACACUCUAUCUUUGCAGGUAAUGCUCAAGGGAUGACGGCUUUCUGUGCCCAGACAAAUCUAUCCUACGGCUUCAAUAGGUCAAUUAUUUAUUACACACAAGCCCCAGACCAGCCGUACAAUAGGUUCCCCUGUCCCCGCCCACAACUUCAGCAGACAAGACAGGCCUUUGCUGAACCGCUUGCAGCGUACUGUUAUACCCGGAUCAACGCUAGCUCCAUACUCAGCCCUGUCUGCCAGUAUGCAUCCUGCGAUAGUGUCUACCCAUUACUGCCAUAUGAUGAGGCAAUCUUUUCCGCCUUCUUCCCACCGGUUGUGUCUAGCUGGACUGGUGUUGCCGGCCAGGCUGGCAUAGAAGAGGAUGAGUUUGAAACUCUAUAUAAUAACGGUGUUUGUAGCGAAGACGGAUCCGAUGCUGCUUCUGUGGGUCGAUCCAGGCCCACUUCUGCAGGUAUGGAAGCCCCCAUACAACUACGUGGAAAGGCUAACAGGCAGAACCAGGGAUCAACCGUUAUGGGUGCUACAUCUGCAAAUACCAGUAUGAAGGCAGCAGGCGCUUCGGACAAGAAUGCUAAGCAGCCGGUACAGAACCCACUAUUAGCCGAAUUUAUCGGGAAAGCUGCUCGGUAUAGCAAUGGAAAUCCAAAUUAUAUAUUUGGGAACAUUCUGUGCGGGGUCUAUAGUUUAUUGGAGACGCUUUCGAGUGCGCCUCUCUCUCCUGUACCAGUUCAGAGCCCCUCACUCGAAUCUUUGUAUAUUGUUAAUUUGAUAAACAAGUACUGCAACGAUAUGCUCAACAUGACUGUUGUCUUGGACACUUUGGCCGAUUUACAGAAAAUAAUUACGAUGCCGAUGGUGUUUAACGACUCUCUUCAAUCGACUCUUAGUUUUCCUUUAAUUGGAGCUUCCAUUGGGUUCCAAUACCCUCUUUUAGCGAAUGUUCAGAUUACUCAAUCAGCACGGGUCCUGACCUCGGGUGCUGUUUCUGAAAGCGGUGGUUCUAUCUGGCCUGCUUCUCUCAGGCUUGUUAGGCACAGGCAUGCUAGGCAUGAGACCGACCCAUCAACUCGUCUAAACAGCAGUGAUGCUGGGCUAGAAGGUAGCGAUGAUGCACACCAGAGCCGGACGAAUCUGAGCAAGCGGGACAGGCAGCACAUUCUUUCGUACAUGGAUACAUAUUCUAUGGCGAAGGAGCGGCAGAAAACGAUGGUUAAUAUCAGAAGGCUUGUGGACAGCUGGAGAGAUGACAUUACGGCUCGCUACAAACAGGUCUGCAAGCCUUUGAAGACAGAGGCCACGCAGCAAGGCCGGACCACGAUAUCCUAUUCUGACAUCCCGGAGGAAAAUGCAAAGAUGAAGGCCAUCAUUCAGGCCGGACGUCAGUUGGCUUUACGCGGUCUCCAGGGCCAGAUCCUGACGCAGAAUGCCCUGGUGACUCCUGCUAUUCUACCGCAAAUCUCAGCUCUUCUGACAGAGGAAAAGUCGGAGGUGGCAAAUGACUACUCCAUUAAGAACUUUAAACUGUUAAUUCAAAACGAGGGCUUCGUAGAAAUCCUCAGCAGACGAAUUCUUCUGCAGCUGGAGUCUCUUGCGCACAAAGGUUUCAAUAAUAUCGACGACAUGAUGGAGUAUCUCCUAAUUAAUAUUGUUGACGGCGAGCCUCUGGAUGCAGAUAGGGAUCUGGAGAAGCCUAGGGUCAAAGGGUACAAAAUUCAGCGUCGAAUCGACAAGGAUGAUGACGACGGGUUAUCGGCACUUAUCAGCAGCGGACCACGUCUUCAAAAUACUGACCGUAAGAUCAGUCUUUCAUUAACCCAGCCGCAAAGAAAGUCUGAAACCAACUGUCAAGAUUCUAGCGUCUUGACCAACGACAGGGUCCGCGUCGUAGGAGAUAGUAUUAGUGUGCUUUUCCCAGACGUUGAUGAAGAGGAAAGAGGGCGCCUCAGUACUGCGAUAACGAAUCAGAGCAACAUCAGCCAAGAUACGUCAUACUUAGACGGGAUGAAUAGUUUGAUGAUUCCGCAGCAUGUAUCCCUUAAAGACAUCAAUAAUUAUUUGUUUAAGGCUAAAUUCUUAUCAAUCUUAGGAAUGGAUGACUGCUUGGAACUAAGCUUCAAGCUUGCAUCUGCAACGCUUGCAAGGCAGGGUCAGCUUCUUUCCAAUGACAGAAAAAUUGAUAUAUUUGAUACUACCAACAUAGCUCGCAUUUCCAAGCUUGUGAGCCGCUCCAAUUUUCAGAUCAUGGUGAGUACAAUGCUCAUUGCUGGCACGCGAUUGUCGUCACCACAUGUUGUGAGGACGUCUACAGACUUUGAGCGCUUAGCCACCUACAUGCGUGGCCCAGUGGGAGUGAUCUGUGCGUGUCUGGACAGCGAGCAGAGUAUGCAGCUUCUCGGUACAGACUCGUGUCUUUUGGCCCUUGCUAUCACCAAAACACUCUUUAAAAGCGCCAUAGGAACAUCAGAUACGUCGCAGAAGAGACAGGGGAAGCGGGGCAAGAUUGUCGUACCUCUCGGUUACGAUUACUCAGAGCAACUCCUUGUCAGCGCCCUUCUUGCCUACGAUAAUUUCAUGAAGUACCUAAUCAGUAAGGUUGCAGGCUACAACGUGGAGGAGGUCCACGUCUGGACCAAGAAUGACACCCAGUCCACCGUUGCUACCAAGUUACGUGAGAGGAAGUACAACAAGGAGGAUGUGGAUUCUAUGAUGGAGAUCUUGAAGAUCACACCCAUCCGCAACUACUACUCUAAGCAGUUUAAUGACCUGCUGGAGGGAGAGGCAAAUACACAUGUUGUCAAGCUGCCCAAAGAUGCUACAAAGAUAACUGCAUUUCCCAGCAAUGAGAGUAUCGCUGGAAGCAUUGCUGGAAGCGUGGCUAUUAGUUUAUAUGACCGCCAACCCAAACGGAUUGGAGAUGACGUAUCAGAGGUUGGAUCAACACUGCGUCGAAACGCAGCUGGCAUGAGUGCUACUACAAGCGUCAUGUCCGGGUUAUCUGGUCUUGCGAGUGAAAAGAAGGCCAAGGCUAUAUCUCCGGAACUGCAGGCCGAGCUUGACGCCAUGCCGUUCUACAAUGUGCCCGGAGAUGGAGUGUAUGCAUACCCUCCAUUUUGGGCGAUGGGUGCCUAUAUCUUUGUUCUAUGGAGCAUGAAGCUGAUGGAUGCCCGACACAUCGCCCGUGCAUUGCAGACGAGCUUUCGUAGGUAUAUUGAACUCAAACAAGAACAAUACAAGGAUGACGUUUAUUUCCAGGAACAUGGGAAGCGCAGAAAAACCAUGAAAGAUUUUGCUGAUGACAGCAUUGGAAGCGACGUCGAUAGCGGGAAGUCCUGCGAUACCACCAUCUCUGUGGACGCAGACCUUGUUGCCGGUGUGAGUCCGUCAGGUAACAACCUAUCUUGCAACACUACCUCUAUGAACAUCCAUGGGACAAACGAUGUCCACCCCUCACCGUCGCUCUCACGUCUUUCCUUUGAAGACCUGAAGAAUUACAAGUCACUAAAGAUGCAAAAGAGCAACUAUGCCAAGCAGGUCUCCAUAAAUCAUUACUCUGCCAUCCAGGAAUAUCUUAAGAGCGACACCCUUGAUGGUGGGAUGUUUGCUCCUCUUCCUUAUCGCUUCAAGUCUAAUGCUGAGUUUAUGGAGUAUGUCCUAGACUCCACAUUACCUGAAAACGAUAAAUUUGCUAAUCCUAACGACCCCGCCUCCAAAAAUAUUAUGCGCCUGUGUGCUUUUCUGUCCCUUGCAGAAUGGCUCAGUCUCAGAGGAGAAACGGUUAUUUCCACGUAUGCGACUUCUUUGGCAGAUCACAUCUUGAAGAUAAUGAUAACUUCUGGGACUGCCGCAUCAGACUCGCCCUUCUUCUUGCAUCAACAGCUUCGUGGGAUAAUUAUCUCCAUGAGGAACAUGUUAUAUGAGCGGAGAUAUGCACCUGCAUUAGAGUUUGCGGACUCUGUGCUUCGAGGAAGCCUAGGUCCCGCUCUCAUCCCGAAAGUUAAGGCGUGUCCGGCCUUUUUGUAUCUACGCGCCCGCAUAAUUACCAAUAUGAACAUUUCGCUUCUUAUGAAAGCUUAUGAUCCGACAACUAUCCAAGCAUCUGGUCAACUUGAGCAAUCCAGUCAAUAUGGCCUCAGUACCAUGUUAUCGAAUGACUCCACUCGCGCCCUUUUGAAUGAAACCUCCAGAAUGGCUAUUCAGGCGUAUCAGCUAGCGAGUAGGUCAAAGCAGGGAGGACGAGACGAUUUCUUCCGUGGCAGCACAAGCACCUAUGAUUCGUACUUGCCUGUAGAAUUUCUGUACACCAUUGCGCUCAUUCUCUUUUCGUCCAUAAAUAUAGUUGGCGUUAUACGCUCUAUUUUUGCCUCAACCUCUGUAAAGUCAAAGGAGGCGUCUUCAGAAGAAGUCAAGCAAAAGGUAGACCUUAUGUUUACUGAAGUACCCAAAUAUCAGGACACUCGUUCUAAUGCCGUCGAUGAAGAUGAUAGAAACAUGGACACCUUAAAUGACUUCACAUCAUUGUUACCUCUUCCAAAGCCGACUUAUUCAAGACAGCCCUACGAUAUUACAUCUGAUGCCACGUCUACCCAAAUGAUGUACAUGAGAGAGCAGUACAAUGCAAAUAAACUAAUUAAAGUGCAGCAGCUCAAGGACAGUAAGGAGCCCGUUAAGAUGUCUGUUGACUUGCUGAAGGAGCUGAAGGCACGAGCGAAGGAAAUAGUCGUGGAUGCGGGGGGAGACACUGAAUUGCUGACUAGUGAUAGCAGGAAUAACAGUCCUGGCCAUGGAGUGGUGGCUUCGUCGGCCAACAUUGCAAGUAUGAUGCAACAGAAGAUACAGGACACAACGGCUGUGGAUUUCGAUAACACUAUAGCGGCAUUGGCUAGUGCUACAAUUACUAACCGUACGCUAACGCCAGAGAGGACGCAGAAAGACGUUUCUCGUGCUCUUAUUCUUGCUUCCUCUGCACUGAAGAACUUGAUACUAAAAUAUCCUCAUCUAGGUCAAGCCUGGGCAUCCUUUUCUUUGACACAACUGGCCAUGGGAAAUGUUGUGGAAAGCCGUCUAUCAUCGAGUAUCGCAACGUUAUUAGCACCCGAGGCCAUUGAAUCGUGGAUUUCGUGGGUCUGUUGUGAACUGCAAGAGAUUCACGGCAUCAAAAGCUCUAAUGGAACAGUCAAUCAAUCACGUAUAGCAGAGGUUCGCAAUUAUAUGCGGCAGAUUGAAGCCAUGGGGGUACUCUAUACAAUGUUGAGAGUUGUGUGGGUUGAUAUUUGCCAGUUUGCUUCUGAGGUACUUAAGUAA